UGAGCUCACGGCGCAUGCUCACUGCUGCCUCAAUUUUGGUCGGUGUAAAAAAAAAACCUGAGGCUGCGAGCGGAGCACCUGUCCUGGCGCGGGCCUCCCAGCAGCAGGAGGAGGAGAAGGAGGAGGGGCCUUGAGGUUUACCUGUGGUUACAGCAUGGAACCUGGAGUUCUUCCUUUGCCCUCCUAUCCUGCCUCAAGGUUCCUCUAGGGUCUUCUCCAUCCCCCAGACUCUGACAGAAGACAAACAUUCAGGUCUUUCUACAGCGACAUCCAUACUGCUUCCAGGCUGAUGGUGUCCAGCAUUGAAAGCUGCUUGGCUCAAGUCCUUCAAAAGGAUGUUGGCCGGCGGCUGCAAGUGGGCCAGGAUGUCAUUGACUUCCUUUUAGAUGAAAACAAGUCCCUGGACUUGGAGGAGGACCAGACGGUUCUGGAUAAGCUGGUGGACGGCAUUGUGAGCUCCUGGGUCAGCUCCAGUAACUUUAAGGUGGCGCUGCUUGGCCUUGACAUGUUGUGUGCCUUGGUGUCAAGGUUGCAGGAGAAGUUCAAAGGUCAUGUGGGAACAGUUCUGCCGAGCCUCAUUGAUCGAUUGGGAGAUGCAAAAGAUCAAGUUCGGGACCAAGACCAAAGUUUGCUGCUGAAGAUCAUGGACCAAGCUGCUUCUCCACAGUUUGUAUGGGACCAGCUGCUGUGGGGGUUUAAACACAAAAACAACAAGACCAGAGAAGGAAUGUGCCUUUGUCUCAUCGCCACACUGAAUACAUUUGGAGGUCAUGGACUGACUUUGAGUAAAAUUGUUCCUCAUGUUUGUAACCUUCUGAGUGACCCCACCUGUCAGGUACGAGAUGGAGCCAUGAGCUGCCUUGUAGAGAUCUACAGACACGUGGGAGAGCGGGUGAGGACGGACCUCAGCAAGAAGGGGUUACCUCAGUCACGGUUGAAUGUAAUCUUCAGUAAACUGGAUGAAGUCCAAAGAUCUGGGAACAUGAUCCUGUCAGCCAGCGAAGACAGGAACUUUGAGGAGGACGCAUCAGUGGAAGGGAAAACGUCUACAUCCUGUAAAGCGCUCUCCACUGGAAAGAAGACAGUUAUGAUCUCAGUCAGAAGAACCAACUCUACUUCUUCUGCAAAAUCUCCUGGUAAAGAAUCCGCUGCUGGAGCUGUUGAUGAAGAAGAUUUUGUUAAAGCCUUUGAGGACGUUCCUUCAGUCCAGAUCAACUCCAGCAGAGAGAUGGAGGACCAGAUGACCAAGGUCAGAGAAGUCCUGUCUGAUGAAAAGCAUGAUUGGGAACAGCGCGUCCAGGCGCUGAAGAAAGUCCGCUCUCUCAUGCUGGCAGGAGCUGCUGAGUAUGAAAGUUUCCCUCAGCAGCUCCGUCUGCUCCAAGCCGCCUUCAAACUGUCUGCUAAGGACCUGCGCUCUCAGGUGGUUCGGGAGGCCUGCAUCACACUGGGACAUUUGUCUUUGCUAUUGGGUAACAAGUUUAACCACGGAGCCGAGAGCAUCAUGCCCACGCUGCUGAGCCUCGUGCCCAACAGCACUAAAGUCAUGGCCACGUCAGGCGUGGCUGCAAUCUGCCUCAUCCUGAGGCACACACACUACCCACGCCUGAUCCCCAUAAUCACCAGCAACUGCAGCUCCAAGUCAGUCGCAGUCCGAAGACGAUGUUUUGAAUUCCUAGAUCUGCUUCUGCAGGAGUGGCACACAAUCACACUGGAGAGACAUGUUCCUGUUCUGGCUGAAACCAUUAGAAGGGGCAUCCACGACGCUGACUCUGAGGCAAGGUCAAUUGCUAGAAAGUGUUACUGGAGUUUCCAUGGCCACCACAGUCGAGAGGCGGAGCAUCUUUUUCAUGGGUUGGAGUCCACGUACCAGAAGGCUCUGCAGUCUCACCUGAAGGGCAGUGUCCUCUCUUUGCCUCAGUCGGACCAGUCCUCUUCCUCUUCCCAGGAGAGUCUAAACCGGCCGCCGCCACAGAGGGGUGAUGUGGGAGGGGCCAUCAGGAGGAGUAGGUUGGAGGGCUCCAGGAUUUCCACGACAACUGGCCCCCUCCAGAGGUCUUGCAGCGACUUCGAUGUAAACACCGUCUCCACGACCAAGCCCCCCCUGUCCCCCUCCUCUGGGGCCUUGCUUCAUACUGCUGGAACCGACCUCCCCCCCGGACCGAGUUUCUCCUCAGGUCAUGUGCCCACACGAAGGCAGAGCUCAGGCAGCGUGGGAGGAGCCAGUGUGACCAUGGGGGACAGCAGGGGCCGAAGCCGGACUAAAGUAGUCUCACAAUCCCAACCUGGCAGUCGCUCCAGCUCUCCAGGAAAACUGCUGACUCAGAGAACUUAUGGUUGCAUCUCUGAACCAACAGCUUUGGUAGCGGGAACACCGGCUUACCGGCGCAGCCGAAUCCCACGGAGUCAGGGCUGCAGCCGAGAAACGAGCCCCAGCCGCUUCGGCCGGAGCCGCAUCCCCCGUCCCAGCUUGAGUCAGGGCUGCAGCUGCAGCUCCAGCCGUGAGAGCAGCCGGAACACCAGCCCAGUACGAACUCUGGCUACCCGGCAUCAUUCCCGUUCCACCAGCUCCCUGUCCAGCGCCGACCUCCAGUCAGACCGCUUUGGGUUGAUUCACCAGGCUCACAUCUCCGCAUCAGUGAAUGCCAUGAGGGUCCUGAACACUGGUACCGAGGUGGAGGCGGCUGUGGCAGACGCACUGCUUCUAGGAGACUCCAGGAAUAAGAGGAGGCCGCUCAGGCGCCGCUACGAGUCUCCAGGAACAUACUCGGAUGACGACGCCACCAGCGACGCCUCGAGCGCCUGCUCGGACCGCUCCUACAGCUCCCGGAGCGGACGCAUCCCUCAUUACCUGCAGCAAACGGAAGACGUGGCGGAAGUCCUGAACCACUGCGCCAGCUCCAACUGGUCUGAAAGGAAGGAGGGCCUGCUGGGUCUGCAGAAACUCCUGAAGAACCAGAGAAUCCUCAGUCGAGUGGAACUGAAGCGAGUUUGUGAGAUUUUCUCCAGGAUGUUUUCGGAUCCUCACAGCAAAGUAAGAGUGUUCAGCAUGUUCCUGGAGACUCUGCUGGAUUUCAUCUCUGUGCACAGAGACGACCUGCAAGACUGGCUCUUCGUCCUCCUCACCCAGCUCCUGAAGAAGAUGGGGGCCGACCUGCUGGGCUCCGUCCACGCCAAAGUCCAGAAAGCUCUGGAUGUCACCAGAGAGUCUUUCCCAGUUGACCUUCAGUUCAACAUUCUCAUGAGGUUCAUCGUUGAUCAAACUCAGACUCCAAACCUGAAGGUGAAGGUGGCGAUCUUGAAGUACAUCGAGUCUCUGGCUCACCACAUGGACCCGGCAGACUUUGUGAACUCUAGUGAGACCCGGCUGGCUGUGUCUCGUAUCAUAACCUGGACCACCGAACCCAAAAGUUCAGAUGUGAGAAAGGCGGCCCAGCUAGUGCUAGUCUUCAUGUUCAACCUCAACACUCCAGAGUUCACCAUGCUGCUUGGAGCCUUACCCAAAACCUUUCAGGACGGUGCCACCAAACUGCUGCACAACCAGCUGAAAAACAGCAGCAGCAACAUGGAGUCUCCAAGCAGGAUGGUCAGCUGGAUGCCAUCACAUCACCCUUCCAACAGAACCGGUCCCCUCAACCCGCCGACUGACUCUUCUCCGUCUCAGAGUUUGUUGGAGAAUGGCACAGAAAACAUGAACCCAGAAAAGAUCAGCAGCUCACUUUGUGGCAGCAUUGAGACCAUUAGGAGCUUCAGCACUCGGAACCAGGAUGAUCUGAACCAACCUGUUCACCAAGAGACCAAGAGAGACGCCACAGCAGCAAGAGAAGUCGUUUCUGCAGGCCCGGAUGUGGUGGAGGGGGGUCGUACUGCCUCAGACAACAAGACCCUCCUGCUGACCAGCCCGUCCCAGCACUCCCUCUCUGUGGGGCGAGGUCGUGAGUUUGGCGUGUGCGCGUACGACAGGAGCGCGCUGAAGGAGGCGGUGUUUGAUGAUGAUGUGGAGCAGUUCAGAGAGUUUGGUCAGGAUCAUUCGGAUUUUGUUGCUGACUUACUGAAGGAACUGUCCAAUCACAACGAGUGCUUUGAGGAACGAAAAGUGGCUUUGGUGGAGUUACUGAAAAUCACAUGGGAGGACAGCGUGGCUGUGUGGGACGAACACUUCAAAACCAUCUUACUGCUUCUGCUGGAGACGCUGGCUGAUAAAGAUCAAACCAUCCGAGCUAUGGCCCUGCGAGUCCUGAAGGAGAUCCUUAGGACCCAACCGGCCCGCUUUAAAAACUACGCCGAGUUGACCAUCAUGAAGACUCUGGAGGCUCACAAAGACUCUCACAAGGAGGUGGUGCGUGCAGCUGAGGAGGCGGCCUCCACGCUGGCCGGAUCCAUCCAUGCCGAGCAGUGCAUCAAGGUGCUGUGCCCCAUCGUGCAGACCGCUGACUACCCCAUCAAUCUUGCUGCCAUCAAGAUGGAGACCAAAGUCAUGGAGCGCAUCUCUAAGGAGUUUCUGCAGCAGCUGCUGCCGGACGUCAUUCCAGGACUCCUGCAGGGAUACGACAACACCGAGAGCAGUGUUCGCAAGGCCAGCGUCUUCUGUUUAGUGGCCAUCUAUUCCGUCAUCGGCGAGGAGCUCAAACCUCACCUGGCGCCGCUUACGGGGAGCAAGAUGAAGCUCCUGAACCUUUACAUCCAGAGAGCCCAGACCACCAACACCAACAGCAGCAGCUGUUCCGACGUUUCCUCUCACACCUGAGGGGGGGGGGGGGGCAGCUUCGCCAGAGUCCACAUAGGAAGAUGACUGACCAUGAUCAUCUGAUCAUCUCCUGCAUCUUCAUCGCUCUGCAGCUCCUCCUCAUCAUCAGAUCAUCCUAAACUGGACAAAGCUUUGGAUGGUUCGAGUCCUGGUGACGGUCCUUCUGGUGAACGUCCUUCUGCACAUUCACACAACAGCCAGCAUGGCUGCACGUCUGAGAUAGUCAUAGCAGUUGGAGUUUGUGUGGUUGUGACGGAGAUGUCUGCAUGUUCACAAACACUCGUUGUGUUUAUUUCAUUGCUCUUCUUGAUAAAACCAGGAAUUUCAGUGAGACUUCUGUUUCAAUAAACCUGAGAUCUGGA
Molecule: messenger RNA, 5106 nt
Organism: Oryzias melastigma (Indian medaka)
Lineage: Eukaryota; Metazoa; Chordata; Actinopteri; Beloniformes; Adrianichthyidae
Product: CLIP-associating protein 1-B
Exons: 39
Coding region: 290-4744 (1484 amino acids)
Biological process (GO): mitotic spindle assembly
Cellular component (GO): spindle microtubule; cytoplasmic microtubule; microtubule organizing center
Molecular function (GO): kinetochore binding; microtubule binding
Source: RefSeq, a predicted model, not a curated record